This is a messenger RNA of Adineta ricciae, 4302 nucleotides long. NCBI's taxonomy places the organism in Eukaryota, Metazoa, Rotifera, Eurotatoria, Adinetida, Adinetidae. The record is from the annotation of a GenBank genome assembly.
AUGAAUACUUCGACUACCGCUUCCAUACGCGCCUCAGAUCUCGGUCACUUUCGAGAUCCAACUGAUGUUUUCAUUUUUAACUCAUCUCUCUACGUUCUCGACCGAGGAAACCGUCGCAUAGAGAAAAUGUCGCUGAACGGAUCAAAUUCAACUAUAAAACGUAAUUUAACUGGUUUGAAUGUCCCGCUCUAUUUUUACAUUGACAAUCAUGGCGACAUACACGUCAGCGACAGAGGUACUCACAGUGUGUUUGUUUUCCGAUCGAGUUCAUCAGAGAGCUUAAGAGUGGCUGGAAAUGGAGCCCGAGGAUCUGCCAAUGACCAACUGGCUCGGCCGUACGGGAUAUUCGUCACUGAUGUGGGAACGAUCUAUAUUGCAGAUCGUGAGAAUCAUCGAGUGAUGAAAUGGACAUCUGGAGCAUCAGUUGGAAUUCGUGUGGCUGGUGAUGGAACAGCUGGAAACAGUCUGACGCAAGUGAAUUCGCCAACAGAUGUGAUUGUUGAUGAAAAUGAGUUGCUUUACAUUAGUGAACUAGGCAACUCGCGCAUCACUCGUUGGACACCUGGUUCAAUCUCUGGAGUAUGUAUCGUUGCAUGUUCAGCAACAGCGGGAAAUAAACCAACUCAGUUACACGAACCGCAUUCGUUAGCAUUCGAUAGUUUUGGUUCACUGUAUGUCAGCGACUGGAAAAAUAACCGAGUGCAACAAUUUCAAAUUCUCAACUAUCCUGUUUCAUUCAAUCAGCCGAAGUUCUUGUCGAACACAACAUGGAGUGAAUGUGGUGUCACUUUUGUUGAUAACAAAACUCUUACUUCAAAAGUUCGCGGCGUUUUCGUCGAUUUGAACGAUACUCUUUACGUAGCCGACCAUAUGAAGAGCCGAAUUCUGAUUUGGUCUAAUCAGAGUGUUGACCAAGCACGACAGUUAAACGCUAGUUUGUACGAGUUUACGCCUUUAUUUGUGACAUUGAAUGGCGAUAUCUAUUUCGAGAAUGGUGAAAAAACAGGUGAAAUUCGGAAGUUUACAUCAAGUUCUACCGAAAGUAAACUUAUUACAAGACUGUCUGCACACUGCUUUGGUCUCUUUGUUGACAUUCGCAACACCCUCUAUUGUUCUCGUCACGAAAAUCACUUAGUAGUGAAAGUAUUACUAACCAGUGAUAAUCACACGGAGAUACACAUAGCAGGAACAGGCAAAGCAGGAUCGGGGUCAUAUGAACUUGAUCAACCUAUGGGAAUAUUUAUUGAUCUCAAUUAUCAUUUAUAUGUGGCUGAUGGUAGAAACAACAGAGUUCAGUUAUUUCGACGUGGAGACUUGAAUGGGGACACAGUGGCUGGAUCGAACAUUCCAGAAGGUUUAACACUUCAAUAUCCAACUGGUGUGACGGGUGAUGGAAAUGGUUUUUUGUACAUUGCGGAUAGCCUACAGCAUUGUAUAGUCCGAGUGGGGAAUGGCGAGUUUGAAUACAUAGCUGGUUGCAGUAUGAGACGUGGAUCAUCAUCGAAUCAACUUUAUCAUCCACAUACUGUUUAUUUUGACAAUGUUGGGAACUUGUAUGUUGCUGAUGAAUGGAACUUUCGCGUUCAGAUAUUUCGCUUAGAAAUGAGUACAUGUGGUUGUUAUCCUCCCAUUAUCAAAAUAAUCCCAUCUGGAACUGUACUAAGAGUCCGACGUAAUCAAUAUUUUUACAUAAGCUCCGAAAUUGAACUUCGAUGUAAUCUGUCUGAAUCAUUCUCAGCACAAUGGUCAAUUUUGAAUUGUGCAUCACCAUGUUUCGAUGAAACAAUUGAUAUGUACAAGAAUAAUCUGUACAUUCCAUCCCAAACUCUUCCGUAUGGGAUCUAUCAAUUCGAAUUAAUAGUGAAGAUGACGAAUUUUCACGAAAUAAAAUCUUCAGUAUUCGUUGACGUCAAAAUUAUUGCCUCCAGUAUCAUAGCUCAUCUUGUUUCGUAUGAUACACUAAUCAUUAAGCAUCACUAUGAAGAAAAUCUUGUCCUGAAUCCCGGCAAUUAUUCUUACGACCAGAAUUUAAUCCAUUUCAAUCAACACGACUGGCAUUAUGAAUAUUAUUGUCGAAUUUAUUCAACGAACUCUCAACAAUUCUCCACCUUUGAAGACUCAAACCAAACUUGUUUACUAGGUGAAUGGACUUAUAAUAAUGUAAAUCGUACAGCUAUAACAAUCUUCAGUAAAGCAUUCCAAUUAAACCAAACAUACCAGUUUAUGGUUCAGAUGACUCACCGAAAAAACUCUUCUCUCCAAUCUUUUGGUUAUCUGAUCGUGCAAGUUGGGAAUCUUCAAUCGCCCAUUAUUACCAUCAAAUGUCUCAUCAUAACAAUGUGUUCAUCAAAAGGCGAAUUUCGCUACGUCAAUCGUCAUAGGCAAAUAUCACUUUCUUCAUUCUGUACGAAUAACUGUUCACAAACAGUGAAAAUUAGCUGGAAUAUCUACCAAGGAAUGUUAGCUUCACCAAACGCAACUGUUCAAUGGAAUUCUGUUAUUUCAUUGCCGACAUCAUCAUUUUUCGGAUUAGAUACGAAGGAUCUACUUAUAAUGAGCGAUAUUCUCACCGGUCAAUAUUGGCGUUUUGAAGUUCUUUAUCAAUUUGAAUCCGAAACAAUUCGAAGUACGUUCGAUGUUGAACUGAACGAUGGGCCGCGAAAUGGUUUUUGUCUGAUUGAUCCACCGAAUGGAACAAUCUUAACUUUAUUCACAAUUAAUUGCUCGAACUGGUUCGAUGCAGAUGGAAUUAAAGAUUUCCUCAUUUACGGUCUGAUUGUAAACCUUCAAAAACGAAUACUACUUACAACUUCAUCCAAUCCAAUAAUUCUCCUUCGACUACCUGUGAAUGUUCAUUUAAUUGUUCAAAUUCGAGACACAUUGGAUUGUACUACUGAAUAUGAUCUACCAUCAAUCACAAUCUAUUCGAAUUCUGCAAUGAUCGAUACUUUGCUGAUGCAAGAACACUCAAAUGACGAUCGAUAUAUGAUCCCGAUGAUAUUAUCAAUGACGAAUAACUUCGAUCUGAACACUUUAAAUCGAUAUGCAACUAUUCGAGAACAAAUCAUGAUGAUUAUCAACAAAUUACCUUUAACCACACUGAAUGAAAUCAAAUUUCAAUCAUCAAUGCUUUCAAUCCUCACUGAAACAACAAACCAACUAACACGAAGAACAUCGAUCAUCGCACUGAAUAAAUGUUCCCAAUUAUCCUCCUUUCACAAAGCCAAUGUGAAUAAAUUCUCAUAUGAAGAUACGCGUUUCAUCUCAACAAAUAUUCUCGAAUGUAUCACUAACAUUCACACGAGCAUCAAUGGACCAUUACAACAACGUAUGCAAGUUCUUCAAGCUGAUCUACGAGAAGUCAAUGAUAUUACUCUUACAGAAGAACAUAAUCUUCAUCAUCGAAAUUUUGAACAUCAAAAACAAAUAGCCAAUGAAAUGACACAUCAAAUCAAUGAAAUUCUCUCGCUAAUUACAUCAGUCUUAGACAUUCAUUUGCAUUUGACUCAAAAUUUUACCAUCAAUACAUCAACGAUUUCAUUUCUGUUGGCGAAAAUCUCAUCCUCAUCUGUUCCCGAUAACUAUCAAAUUGAUUAUCCAUCGAAUUCAACUAUGCUAAUUCGUAUGAUGGUGCAACCAUUAGCUUCAUAUGGAAAUUCUGUACAAUCGUAUACGAACUCAUCGCGACUACUGUCGCUUUCUAUUCUCGACGAAAGUCAAAAUGAUAUUCGAAUAAAUCGAAUGGAAUUCUUCAUUCCUCGAGAUCCAAACAAGUUAAUUCCACCGAUGUUUUUCCAAAACGUGACAAAAAUGAACCAGAACAAGCUAUUGUUUCAUUUCUAUUCGUUUGACUUAACAAAAUCAAAUGAAAAUCAAACAUUUUCCAUUCAUUUCGAAAUCCAUCCCUUGAAUUCCAACAUCUCCUAUCUAUUGAUUUACCAAUUCGAUCACAAACCUCAAAUACAUUCAAUUCAAAACUGGACAUACCUAUGUCCUUCCAAUUCAACAGGUGAUCAGACGUAUCUUCACUUUAUCGACAAUUCUCAAACAUCCGACCAUCAUUCAAUCAUUUACGGAAUUCGUGAAUUAACAUUCGAAGAAAUGAACAUCUAUUGUUCCGACAAGAAAUUCUAUCAAAAUCUCGAUCAGCCAAGAAGAUUUUUGUCGGAUUAUGAAAUUCGACUUUAUCAAUCGAGUUGUUUGUAUCUUGAUUCGAAUAAUAUUUGGAAAUCGGACGGUUUCCUAGUUGGCCGUUCAACUACUCAUAAUCAAACACAAUGCUUUUCAAUACAUUUAACAUGA